CACACACACACACACACACACACACACACACACCGUCAGAUCUCAGUAAACAAGCUGGUGAAAGUGAGCAGACAGCAGGACGUUAGCAGGAACUCACAGGAGCAGAGAUGGGUCCUGUGAGGAAGCUGGACGUCCCGGUGAGCGACCUCUCUCUGAUCAGAGGGAUCUGGGAGGUCCGAGUGAAGAAAUACAGACAUAAACAAAAGAAGGAGCAGGAGAGGAUUGAGAUGAGCGCAUUGCCCAAGAUCGACCAGCAGUGGCAGUAUCGUAUCUACUGUAAGGCACUGAAGACCAAGGAACUCAACCAGCUGCAUCAUUACCUAGAGAGAUCUACACUGACUGAUAUACAGCCCUGCACAGAAGCAGAGCAGCAGGAUCAGAAAGGGUUAGAUCCGGAGCAGAAGCUGAUCUUCCAGCUGGAAGGAGAUCAGUGGAUGGACUUCCCCAAGGACUUGCAGUGGAUGACGUACCUGAAAGAGUGGCAAGUCAGUGGGACAAAGAUCAGUCGGCUGCCUGAGUACCUGGCUCUGUUCACCCAGCUCACGGUGCUCGAGAUCCCCAAAAAUGCCAUCGCCGAGCUGCCACCUGAGAUCGGAAAACUGACAUGUUUGAGGAAAUUAAAUGCCAGCUACAACCGUCUGUCCAAAGUUCCUCCAGAACUCGGAAACUGUGAGAACCUGGAGAGACUCGAACUCACAGGAAACCAUAACCUGUCCCAACUGCCGUUUGAGCUGAGCAGCCUAAAGAAGAUGGCUCACCUGGACAUCGCGGAAAACAGGUUCACAUCGAUCCCCAUCUGUGCUCUGAGGAUGAGCCGCCUGCAGCUGCUGGACCUGAGCAACAACAGUCUGACUGACCUGCCGCAGGACAUGGACAGGUUGGAGCAGCUGGUCACCCUGUUCGUCCAUAAGAACAACCUGACUUACCUCCCUCACUGUCUCAGCAACAUCUCCACACUCAAGAUGAUUGUCGUCAGCGGUGAUGAGCUCACCAGCAUCCCGACUAAAUUGUGCAGAAACCCCGAAAUCAAGUUUAUCCGACUGCGAGACAACCGUGCGAGCGCAGAAAAGAAGAAGAAAGAAGAGAAGAAGAAGAAAGACAGGUGGAGAGUGCAGAGAGAAGAGGAGGUGAAGAAGGACAGCAGAGAGAAGGAGUUCAUCGAGGUUUACAUCAGCUCGCUGAAGGACAGAGACACAGUCCCUGAAUCCACCACCAAGGUCUCCAUCUCCUGCCUGCUGUGAGGAAGAGGAGGAAGAUAAAGCUGACGUCUGUCAUCACGUGAGAGACUGAAAGAUAAUUUGAAGCAGCAUUUUCAAAGCAGCGCUAGAAAAGAUACAAAAUCACAAUAAAACUGUUUCAUUCAUGGGAUACCAGACUCUCAUCUAUAAAAGGCAGCGCAUUGCAUUACGGGAUUGUUAGCAGAAAGUAAUGUUGGCCUACAUGCUGUCGACAAAAGCUUAACACUGUGAAGUUCAUUCCUGCCAAGGGGAAAAAAAUGUAAAUGAUAAAAAAUCUAAAUAAUCAAAUUUAAUUUCAAAAUGAUCCCUUUGAACACUAUUUAAUAUAGUUUAAUAUUUAUCCUGGACAACUCGCUGUAGGGAUGCAUGUAUGGUGAUGCCCAAAUAUGUAAUUUUGCUUUGGGUUGGUAUUGUAACACUAAUGGCUGAUGUCACAUGCCUGUUGUUCAAUAAAAGAUUAGAUUUAUUCCAGUUAAUUUUAUAGCUGGAGAUUCAGCCAAAUUCGUUGAAGAUCUUAAGAAUUUUUGGAAUAGAGUCCUCAAGAUCAGAGAUGUACAACAAAAUAUCAUCUGCAAAUAACAAUAUUGAGCUGUUACUAAGUCUACCUUCUGACAAGUCAACACUGACAUUUUAACUCUUAAAUACUCAAUAUAUUAAAAAGUAAAUUGAAAUAAAAUAAAAUUACUUCCUUAAAUUAAAUUAUGAUUAUGCCACAUUAUCAUACAUUUGACAAGUUUUUACUAUUUUAGAAGUUUGACUUUGGAUUUAAAUUGUUUUGUCAUUUUUAACAUUUCAUCUAUUCCCCGCCCCCCCUUGUCAGUAAUGAACUUCCAUAGUUUUCUACAAUCUGGUUUAUUUGCAUGUAUCCCUGCUAUCAGAUACUUUUUAAAUUUGAUGUUUGAGUGCUUUUAAAUUAAUUUCUGCAUUUCAAAAAAAACCUUUUCAUUCCAAAAUCAGAUUUCCAACAUUUAAACAGUUUGACGUCAACUCAUUGAAGUUCACUGCUUCAUUAUAAACCGUGAUCACAAACAUAAUUUACAAUUUAAUGUUUUGAACGGUUAAUCUUGGAGUACCACACUGUACAGUAUAUCUGUCUGUGCAGCGAAUGUGAGGAUUUUGUUUUAAUGUUUUGUUUUCUCCACACAAACACAUUGGAGACAUAUCUGGGAGAAACUGGAUUUUAUGGUUGAAGGUGUAAAUGUGACCAAACAGAAACGAGGCUGAACGUCAGAAAAAUUAAAGAUAGAUUCAUUUCUGCAACAAAAUGUGUAAGUGCAAAUUACAAACACAUUUAGUGAUUAUUCCCAAGUGUUUUAACUUUUAUAUUUUUAUUAGUUGUGUAACUGAUUUUUCUGUGUGACGCUUUGAGAAGU
Molecule: messenger RNA, 2611 nt
Organism: Perca fluviatilis (European perch)
Lineage: Eukaryota; Metazoa; Chordata; Actinopteri; Perciformes; Percidae
Gene: smim22
Product: leucine rich repeat containing 2
Exons: 10
Coding region: 108-1241 (377 amino acids)
Molecular function (GO): protein binding
Source: RefSeq, a predicted model, not a curated record